This is a messenger RNA of Penicillium oxalicum, 1002 nucleotides long. RefSeq names its product inositol monophosphatase family protein. Gene Ontology annotation, molecular function: inositol monophosphate 1-phosphatase activity. Bases 1 to 1002 code for a protein of 333 amino acids. The record is from RefSeq and is a predicted model, not a curated record. The transcript is spliced from 6 exons. NCBI's taxonomy places the organism in Eukaryota, Fungi, Ascomycota, Eurotiomycetes, Eurotiales, Aspergillaceae. Gene Ontology annotation, biological process: phosphatidylinositol phosphate biosynthetic process; signal transduction; inositol metabolic process.
AUGACCGGUGGACAAUUAUCCCAGGACGACCUGGAUCAAAUAUACACUUUCGCAGUGGAUUUAGGGCGGAAAGCUGGUGAGCUUCUUUUGGAAAGAGUCGAGCAGCGAAUCGGCGGCGUUAGUACUCCUCAAACGUUUGAAGAGAAGGACAAUGCGGUGGACAUCGUGACUCAGACCGACGAAGAUAUCGAAGUCUUCAUUCGAAAAGCUAUACAAAGCAAAUAUCCUGCGCACAAAUUUCUCGGUGAAGAAACAUAUGCCAAGGGUGAAUCGCGCGAUUAUUUGAUUGAUGAGCAACCGACCUGGUGCAUUGAUCCCUUGGAUGGAACGGUUAAUUACACACAUCUUUUCCCCAUGUACUGUGUGUCCAUCGGGUUUGUUGUUGAGAAUCGCCCUGUCAUUGGUGUCAUUUAUGCACCAUUCCAAGAUCAGCUCUUCUCCGCCUGUCGCGGACGUGGUGCCUGGCUCAAUGAGACGCGUCGACUCCCUCUCAUUCGAAAUCCAAUUCCUCCAAUGCCACCACACGCCCCGUCCCAGUGUAUCUUUUCCUGUGAAUGGGGCAAGGACCGUCGAGACAUUCCCGAUGGGAACAUGCAUCGCAAGAUUGAAAGCUUUGUCAAUAUGGCAGCGGAGAUUGGUGGAAGAGAUGGCAAGGGUGGCAUGGUGCAUGGAAUCCGAAGCUUGGGUAGUGCCACACUAGACCUGGCAUACACAGCGAUGGGGUCUUUUGAUAUCUGGUGGGAAGGGGGUUGCUGGGAAUGGGACGUGGCCGCUGGUAUUGCCAUUUUGCUUGAAGCUGGUGGACUCGUCACCUCAGCGAACCCUCCAGAUGACCCCAAUACGGCCCCAAUUCCAGAUGUGAGGCUAGGGAGCCGGCUAUACUUGGCGAUCAGACCCGCAGGCCCCUCAGCCACAGAAUCUGGUCGAGAGUCCCAAGAGCGCACAGUUCGAGAAGUCUGGCGGCGGGUCCGUCAUCUGUCAUAUUCUCGACCUGGUGCUUAG